Messenger RNA from Babjeviella inositovora NRRL Y-12698, 2255 nucleotides. Its product is annotated as ABC transporter ATP-binding protein. The transcript has a single exon. Gene Ontology annotation, biological process: transmembrane transport. Gene Ontology annotation, molecular function: ABC-type oligopeptide transporter activity; ATP hydrolysis activity; ATP binding. The record is from RefSeq and is a predicted model, not a curated record. NCBI's taxonomy places the organism in Eukaryota, Fungi, Ascomycota, Pichiomycetes, Serinales. Bases 7 to 2193 code for a protein of 728 amino acids. Gene Ontology annotation, cellular component: membrane.
ACAUUCAUGUUUCUCAGAUUAGGGAUCCGGACGCUAACGGUCUCCAGAGUAAUACUGCCGAGGGCAUUCACGCCACUUGCCAGAUGCAACGUCGCUAUUGUGCGGGGGCUUGCCACUCAAAGCAACACCCCGUUGAGGGGUACUCCCAGAGGUAUCAAAAAAGAGUCACCUACGACAAUUCACGAAGGAUCCGAAAAGGAAAUUUCCGAGGCUUUUAGGGAAGCAAAGGAGGCGGCGACGGUAGUAGUAGCAGCUCCUUCUAACGAGGAAAUCAAAGUCGAUGCGCUAAAAACAAAAACCCCCAUCGGGGAAGCUUUCAAGCUCUCCCCCAAAGACUCAAACCCCAACGGCUGGACAGACAUCAAAAAACUCUUCCGCCUCGCAUACCCAGUGCGCGGUCAGCUCGCCUUUGCCUUUGCCUGCCUCUUCAUCGCCUCUCUUGUCUCGAUGUCGCUUCCACUCGUCAUUGGUAAGCUCAUGGACUCUGCAAACCAAGCUGAAGGCUCCCACAACGUCUACGGAAUCCCCCUCGCCAGUUUCUACUACCUAAUGGGAGGGGUCUUUGUCGUUGGCGCCAUCGCCAAUGGCCUCAGACACACCCUUCUCAAGGCUAUCGGCGAAAACAUCGUGUCCAAGCUUCGCACCCGGGUCUUGAAAAACGCUUUGAUGCAGGACGCGGCCUUCUCUGACACCAACUCCGUGGGUGACAUGAUCUCGCGGCUCUCUACCGACAGUCACAUUGUCGCGAAAGCUGUUUCGCAGAACGUCAGCGACGGGCUCAAGGCCGCACUUCUGGGAACAAUUGGGAUUGCUAUGAUGGUCUAUGUAAGCACCCAGCUUUCGCUUAUGAUGGCGAUUGUACUUCCGCCGUUGGCGCUCUUUGGCGCCUUCUACGGUCGCAAGGUUAGACUGUUGACGAAGCAGUUGCAGGAGCAGUUUGGUGAGUUGACUAAGGUUGCAGAAGAGCAGCUCUCCGCCGCCAAAACCAUCCAGUCGUUUGGCCAGGAGCGCCAGGCCGUGAACUUGUACUCGUCUGAGGUCCGGAGGGUCUUCAAUAUUGGGUUGCGCGAGGCGAAACUUUCCGGUGUCUUUUUUGGCUCCACUGCCUUUCUCGGUAAUGCCACCCUCUUGGCCCUUCUCGCAUAUGGUAAUGGGUUGGUUUCUUCUGGGGCCAUUUCCUUUGGUGACCUCUCUUCCUUCAUCAUGUACGCGGUCUAUACUGGGAGCUCGAUGGUGGGCCUCUCCAACUUCUACUCAGAGAUCAUGAAAGGCGCGGGUGCCGCGUCGCGUGUGUUUGAACUUCUUGAGCACAAACCAACUAUCAAGCCUACCAAGGGACUCAGAAUUACCGACCCGCACACCCAAUUGGGCGGCGAUAUUGUCUUUGACCGGGUCAGAUUUGCCUAUCCCACCCGGCCAGACGUCGCCAUCUUCCAAGAGUUGAGCGUCACGAUCAGAAAGGGCGAGCACGUGUGCUUUGUGGGCCCUUCGGGGUCCGGGAAGUCCACUGUAAGCGCGCUCUUGCUCAGAUUCUACGACCCACUCUCCGGCAGCAUCAGCAUCAACGGGCUUAAUCUCCGCGACUUGAACCUUUUGACCUACAGGCGCGGCCUUGGGGUGGUCCAACAGGAGCCAUUGUUGUUUUCCGGCACCAUAAGAGAGAAUAUCACGUUUGGCAGACCGCACGCGACCAUGGACGAGAUCCGUAACGCCGCCAGGUUGGCCAACUGUGACAAGUUUAUUUCGGAGUUUCCCGCGGGUUUGGAUACGGUGAUUGGCUCCAGAGGUGCCCAGUUGUCGGGAGGCCAGCGCCAGCGCAUCGCUCUCGCACGGACAUUGAUUACCAAUCCGGCGAUUCUCAUCCUAGACGAGGCGACCUCGGCGUUGGACACGUUGAGCGAAAAGGCGAUCAACGAGAAUUUGCUCUUCAGAAAGGCGCACGGCCAGACAACGAUUUCUAUUGCCCACCGCUUGUCAACCAUCCGAAAUGCGUCGCGCAUUGUUGUGUUGAACAAGGUCGGGGACGUGGUGGAGACUGGUGGAUUUGAGGCGUUGUAUGGCGAUGCCAAAAGCGAGUUGAACCGAUUGUUGCGGUCAAACAACGGAGAGUUGGAGGAGAGCGAGGUGAUCAAGGAAAGGGAGGAGAUUGAUAUGAGGAUUGAGCAUGGCAGCAGCCCCACUGGGCUUUCCUAGAGAAUUGGCGAUUGGGCGUUAGUGUCUGGGUCAACUAGCAUAUAGAGGUAUUAUGCAUGGGU